Frieseomelitta varia is the source of this 2705-nucleotide messenger RNA. RefSeq names its product phosphoacetylglucosamine mutase (gene nst). Bases 303 to 1934 code for a protein of 543 amino acids. NCBI's taxonomy places the organism in Eukaryota, Metazoa, Arthropoda, Insecta, Hymenoptera, Apidae. The record is from RefSeq and is a predicted model, not a curated record. Gene Ontology annotation, biological process: carbohydrate metabolic process; UDP-N-acetylglucosamine biosynthetic process. Gene Ontology annotation, molecular function: phosphoacetylglucosamine mutase activity. The transcript has 7 exons.
CGUCUUUCUUCUUCGGAACAUUACCAGAAACUGAUUUUUUUCGUCUUCAGUCUUCGUCACUUCACAGACACGUGUUAGCCGCAUGAUGUUCGUGCGAUCACUAAACAAGCAGCUCCCAUCACUGUGUUAUUGCAUUCGAGUGGUCAAACUGACUCCGGCAUAGUAGGCGGAGGAUUAAACUAUAUGUUAUUGUAGAAUUACAGCCUUACUUUCACUUUUUGACAUUUAAUCCAUAUUGUAGGUGUUAUUAUAUACGUAAAAAUAAAUUGUAUAUGUUUUAAUAAACAAAAGACUAAUAAAUAAUGGAAUAUUUUCAAUUAAAAAAUAUUCCUAAUAUGAAAUAUAUGAGAAAAUACAGUGACAAUAUCCAAUAUGGGACGGCAGGAUUUAGAACAAAGGCAAAUGCUCUUGAACAUGUCUUAUAUAGAAUGGGAUUGCUAGCAGUUUUGAGAUCUAAAGUUAAAAAUGCUGCAAUUGGUUUAAUGAUUACGGCAAGUCAUAAUAUUGAAUCUGAUAAUGGUGUGAAACUUAUAGAUCCAGCUGGUGAAAUGUUAGAAGCAGCUUGGGAACGAAUAGCUACCAAUUUAGUUAAUGUGGAAGAUAGAAAUUUAGUUUCUACAAUAAAGCAUAUUAUAGAAGAAGAAAAUAUUAAUAUGUCUGUAGAUGCAAUUGUAAUAACUGGUAGAGACACAAGAGAAAGUAGCCCUACAUUAUUAAAUGCUGCUGUUAUGGGAAUUAAAGCUUUGUAUGGAAUUGUACAAGAUUUUGGCAUAGUUACAACUCCUCAGUUACAUUAUCUUGUUGUAUGUACAAACACAAAGAGCAAUUAUGGUGAUCCUACAUUACAUGGUUAUUAUAUAAAAAUAUCAGAAGCAUUUAAAUAUGUAAGACAAAAGCAGAUUAACAAUGGACAGUAUGUGGCAGAAUUGUUACUAGAUGCCGCCAAUGGUGUUGGAGCUAUUGCUGCAAAAGAAUUUCAAAAGUAUUUAGGAACAACACUUGCAAUUAAUAUAUACAAUGAUGGCUAUGGCAAACUAAACUUUAUGUGUGGAGCUGAUUUUGUCAAAGUAGAACAAGUACCACCUGUAAACUUUCAUGCCAAACGAAAUUUUAGAUCUGUAUCUAUAGAUGGUGAUGCAGAUAGAAUUGUUUAUUUCUAUGUGGAUGAAUACGAAAAAUUUCAUAUUUUGGAUGGUGAUAAAAUAGCAACACUCAUUGCUGAAUAUCUCAAAGAGCUUUUAAAAGAAAGUCAUUUAUCAUUUCAACUUGGUUUAGUACAAACAGCAUACGCUAAUGGUAGUUCUACUGAUUAUAUCUUAAACGUAUUACAAAUUCCAGCUGUUUGCGUACCGACUGGUAUUAAACAUCUACAUAAUAAAGCACUAGAAUUUGAUAUAGGUAUAUAUUUUGAAGCAAAUGGCCAUGGCACUGUGCUUUUCAAAGAAACUGUUAUUAAAACAAUUAAGGAAGCUGUCACAAAUCCAGAACGAUCUACAAACGAGAAAGAAGCUGCCUCAAAAUUGUUAAAUAUAAUAAAUAUGAUUAAUCAGACAGUUGGAGAUGCUUUAAGUGACAUGUUGCUAGUAGAAACAAUUUUACAUGCAAAAGGUUGGGAUAUUAUGGAAUGGGAAAAAAUGUACGACGAUUUACCAAAUAAACAAAUAAAAAUGAAAGUUUAUGAUAAAAGUAUUAUUACAACGACUAAUGUAGGAACACAAUGUAUAACACCUGAAGGAUUACAAGAUGCUAUUGAUGAAAUAGUAUCACAAUAUAAAAGAGGACGAUGUUUUGUAAGACCAUCAGGAACUGAAGAUAUAGUACGAAUAUAUGCAGAAUGUGAAAAUUUAUGCGAUCUUGAUAAAUUAAUUAAAGAUGUAGCAUCGGUGGUCUACGAUUGUGCAGGUGGAAUUGGACCUAAACCGCAAGUUUUUUAAUAAAUAUAUAUGUAUUUUAAUUUUAUUAACGCACAAGUUUCAAUAAUUAUAAUUUAUAUAAAUUAUAUGUUAAUUAUCAUAUUUUACAUUAAUUGCUCAACGAUGAUUUUCAUACAUCAUAUGAACUGUGAACUUUAUAUGCCGCCGAUAUCGAUACGUCGUCAGAAUCGUCCGCCAAAACAGAAUAGUAGGAUGCAAAAAUCGUCCGUCUGUGAAAAAUGUCCGUACGUGAAAAUCGAUGUCGUCCAUGUAAAAAAAAUAUUUGGAAACGUCAUUGAACGGUUAAUUAUAAAUUAUAUACAUUUAUAUUAUAAAAUAUAUACUAUAAAUGCUAUAAAUAAAAAAUAUACUAGUAUAUAUAAAUAUACAUACUAUAGAAUGCGUUUUUCACUUCGUCAGCGCAAAACUAACUAUUAAUUGUUUGUUUAAUCUAAAUCAUGUGCAAAUUUAAAUGAAUCAUAUCCAAAUAUUACCUUAUUUAGACAAUAUUCUGAAUUACGGAAUAAAAUUUUUUAAAUUAUCUUUUAACAAAAUUAUGUUUCAUGAAAAUAUUAAUAUAUUCAUUAAUCAGGUAUAGUAUUAUGAUACUUACCUACUCGUUCAUUUAUCGUUAUAUCGCAAUGUUAUAAAAUUGAAGGUGGUAUAUUAUACAAGGUGUUUCAAUUAAGAGUCUAUGUAAAUAUCUUCAUUUUUUAUGAACAUUUUUCUUGUCGUAAAAAAUGAAGGAGAUAUUUAAGCCUUUUACAGCUGAGACAGUCUGUGUAUAUUAUG